ACAAAAAUGGAAUUAGUAAAUAACGUACAAAGACAUAUACUUACUCAACAGUUACAUACAUAAGGAAUAAAGAACCCUAUCAUAUGCAUAGAUGGCAAAUAUUCCAAGUGUUUAAAUGAGCAAAUCCGUUUAAGCCAUUGGUAAUAUGAAAUAUUCAUAAAGGCAAAUCCAAAACGUGCGACUACGCAGGAAUUUCCCGUCAAGAAGACACGCGUGAAGUACGUACAAAUACCGCAUUAAUGUAUGUGUAUAUGUGCAUAUGAGUAAGUGAGAGGCUGGGUAAUGACGCCGAGUGCGUGACUGUCGACAGCAAUCAUCAUAUCUAGUAGAGAAUCUGCACCACCGUCAAUCACGCCAAUGUCAACAGUUCGUCUUCAACAAGUGCAACACAUCCAUUAUCAUUACCAAAAGGAGCAACAACAGACAACACAGCAGCUCAGCAACUCAGCAGCCCAGCAGACAACAGCGACGCAAGCGCACAGAAAUAAAUUUAAAUAAUGCUUGUAACUGGCUUUUUAAUGCAUUCUAUGCCGAUUUAAGUGAGCUCGUGCCACCAUCUCAACCACUUAAGGCAGCCGCUACCCGAUCAACGCUCGAAACUUAGGAACCUAUUGCCAACAUCGAAGUGGGUGCGCCAACCACAGCGACACUCGUAAAAUAUUUGAACUACACAUAGAGAAGGUAACCGAGAGAGAGAGGAAGGCACAAAAAUGUUCGAUACGAAAUGGUUGCCCGCCGCCUGUGGCAGUUUGGCACCCGCUCUUAUACCGCCCGCGCACAUGUUGGUGUUGGCCUACUUUUGGGAAAAUUACUCGCGCUACGUUGAUAAGCACUUUUGUACAUGCUCCUGCUGGGACACCAUAUUCAAGGGGCCCUACGAGUCGGGUGUUGCCUCGUAUAAGCAUCUCUACUUCAAUGUCACACAAAAUUCAUUCAAAAUGUGGCUGCUCACUGUAUUCGCUGUUAUUGCGCUUUAUGAAUGCAUUAAACAGUUGAUUGCGUUGAUAUUGCAACAACGUUGUCGCUACUCGAUGUUGUUGCUCUUCUCGCUGUCGAUAUUUUCACACUAUUAUGCCUGGUGGGCGUACAUAAAUUACUACAACGAUGACUAUUACCAGCAAUGGAACCAUCAGCUAUUUUUUACGGUAACCGAAUUGAUAUCUUCCUUGCUGGUCAUGCAUCUCGCGAACACUACUAACACGGUCACAUCGAAGAAAGUAUUCUGCAUUGUUGGCAUCGCCAUACUGCACAUCACAGCCAGCAGUUUCGACCAGUUCUUCAUGAAUGUGGUGCGUGGCGAAGGUUAUGCACAUCAAAUAGUACGAGAUAUCGGCUUCAUGGUGCCAGAUAUACUGCAAUUAAUCAUACCAUUGUGGCUCUUCCGCAAGACGCGCAAGGAAUCGUACACAACGCGUCCCUUUUACCGAGACCGCAAUCUGCACAAAGACAUUGUGGCGAUGUUAUUCUUCGUGCUGGCGCUCUUUGUUGUCUGUACGAUUUUGUGAGAUAGAAUUUUCCAAUACCUGCAGAUGAUGAAUAGUGAGGAGGAAGCGCGCGCAACGAGACGCAUGAAUCUGAUGGCUCGACUAUACUUCAAUGUGUAAGGUAAAUAAUGUAUAUACUAUACAUAUAUACGUCUGUCUGAGUUACAGCAACAACAACCAAGUGUUGAAUUGAGCUGCACGCGUUUGUUGGUGGAUGCCGCUGAAGAGUUCUGAGCUUGCGGUGACACACUUUUUGCUGAAACUAAACGUUGGCGUGUAAGUCUAGAUGUAGUUAGUUUUAGCAACAAAUACAAACAAAAUAUAUAAAAUACGUACUUAUUUACUUACAUAUAUAUAUACAUAGAUAUAUAUAUUUACAUAUAUUAGUGUAGACCGAAGAACAAAGUUUUCCCCUCUCUAACCUUGUGAUAACUGUGUUUCUUUGAUAUCCUUAGAUUUUAACAAAUUUAAUCAUAUUUUAUUUAAUUUUCUUACCUGUAGUGAUUAUUAUUUAGGUUCCUUAGGAAAAAUGUUAUAUAAUCUAAACAAUAUUUAAUAUUAGAAGAGAGAGGGUGUUUAGCUGUCAUUCACAUACAUACAUAUAUGCAUUUUGUCAAAUAUUUUUAAACACUGAGUUUCAUUUCUUUAAAAUACUAUAGCACAUUAUUACAUGCAUCCGCAGUCACACACUCUGUCUUUUCUUACCUUUAUAUGACUCACCUCUACAUCCUUAUCCAGUCUGCAGAAACCAGAAUUAAUGGCGCGGUUGUUGAGGCCCAUGAUAUUGAAUCGGCGUACGCCAGCAGCUGUACACUCUUA
Molecule: messenger RNA, 2303 nt
Organism: Bactrocera tryoni
Lineage: Eukaryota; Metazoa; Arthropoda; Insecta; Diptera; Tephritidae
Exons: 2
Coding region: 711-1505 (264 amino acids)
Source: RefSeq, a predicted model, not a curated record